UAAUUUUCAGUUUUCUCGUGCUCUUCUUGGCGAAUAGGUGUAUUAUUGGGUGAGUUUCGUUCGCCGGUCAUUUCGUAAACGUAUGUUUUUUACGUUGAAAUAUUCUCAAAUCGUAGUUUUUUGUGAAAUAAUUCGGUUGAAAUUAAUUCGCUAAUUUUUUCAUUCAUUAACGAUAAAUUCUCGAUGUAAUUUUGUUUAUUAUUACGGGGUUGAAAUUGCGUGUAUCCGAAUUACCGCAGCAUAGUUUUCGUAAUUAAAUCGUUCGCGUUUAUUACAUAAUAAAUUUCGUGUACCUAAUUCAUCUAAACCGUAGAUUAACGAGCUCGGACUGUGUGUAAAAAAUAUUCUUAUGCCAGAACUCCGUCAAGAUGAUGAGAUUAAACCAACAUCUGUGAUAUAAUAUCAACAUUGUGUAAUCACUUAAAAUUGGAACCAUUUCUGAUAACGUCCGGCUGCCAAACAAUUUAACCAUUUUGUGAGAUUAUUUAUAUAAAACUCUAAGCUGGUGUCCUGAUAGAUUGUACCUAUGCGUUGGAAAAAUAGGUAGAGCAGAAAUUGGCAGAAAAAUCUCCAUCUGGUAGAGACGUGGAAAUAUUACAAUCAUGGAGUUGGAAGAUCUGUACAAACGGUACUGCAUCGGACUGAAGCAUUCGCUAUUUACAGCAUGCCUGAGUAUAUCGUUCACCGGAUGUAUCGGGAUGCUGGUGAUGAUGUUGGUUUUUUCACAGAAAUGGGAUAACAGCCUGCUCAGAAUCAUCGGACUGAUAUGUCUUUCGAUAUUCUUUCUCGUAAUUAUCGCAACGAGUCAGUUACCAUCGGUUUUAAGUUCGGAACGAGUAGCUUCGAUCGUCUCCUUUUUAACAGUGAUCGUGUUCACUGUGGCGUUAAUCCUUAUGGCGAAAUCGAGCUGUGCUGUGAUGCUAUUCGCUGUUUUGUUGGCCAUUCACGCCAUGUUUCCUAUUUCGAGGAUCGCUUCGUUCGUACUGUCGUCUUCGUUGUUGUCGACUUUUUUAGCCGUUUCGGUGUACGAGAAUUACGAGAAUACGAUGCCGCCGACGAACGAGUCUGUUUUCGAUAAAGUUACCAGCGAUUUAAUAUUUUUACUAUGCGCUGUCGGCACAGGCUUUUACUACAGACAUAUGACGGAAUCAGCCCACAGAAGAACGUUUACCGGGACGCGUACGUGUAUUGAAUCUCGAGUGAAAUUGGAAUGCGAAAAAGAACAACAAGAGCAAUUACUUUUGAGCGUGAUUCCGGCCUAUAUCGCUGCCGAGGUUAAACGAAGCAUUAUGUUGAAAAUGGCGGAUGCUUGUCAAGAUAUGUCAAAUAAACAGACGCGAUUCCACGAAAUGUAUGUUCAAAGACACAACAGCGUCAGCAUCUUAUACGCGGAUAUCGUGAACUUUACGCCGUUAUCUGAGAAACUAAGCGCUUCCGAUUUGGUAAAAACGUUGAACGAACUUUUCGGCAGAUUUGAUCAGAUUGCUCAGGAUAAUCAAUGCAUGAGGAUCAAAAUUUUGGGCGAUUGUUACUACUGUGUGUCCGGAUUACCAGUGUCUAGACCGAAUCACGCGUACAACUGUGUUAAUAUGGGAUUGCAGAUGAUCGAAGCCAUAAGAUUUGUUCGCGAAGCAACCGGAUUCAAUGUGGAUAUGCGAAUCGGAAUUCAUACCGGUAACGUGCUAUGCGGUGUUUUAGGGCUAAGAAAAUGGCAAUUCGAUGUAUGGAGCGAUGACGUCACACUUGCUAAUCACAUGGAAUCGGGAGGAGUUCCAGGAAAAGUACAUAUCACCAAAGCUACAUUGUUGCAAUUGAACGACAGAUUUCAAGUGGAGCCGGGAAAUGGAGGCGAACGAGAGGCGUAUCUGGCGGAUCACAAGAUCGAGACUUACCUCAUCGUACCAUCACCGAAGAAAGGAGGUAAACAGCCAAAUGAAGAGAUUAAAGAUGCCAGAAAAGCGAGCAACGGCGUGGUAGGCGAAGCAACGGCUGGUAAUAUUAAUCGUAACAGGUCUCCGAGUAAAAUGACCAAAUACGUGGAAUGCUGGGGAGCCGAUAAACCUUUCGCCAAUAUCACCGAAAGCACCUUGGCCAAAAAUAUCGGAUUAACGAGUAUCGCCAUGAUCGAGUCGAAUUUACUGCCAAAUAAAGGGAAUCUAUUCGAUUGCAAGAAGUGUUUGAAUUCGGAAGAUUUGCAUCCGGUGUUUUUAUGGUUUAAGGAUAAGAAUAGGGAGGAUUCUUAUCGUAAUAAGACAGACAACGAGUUUCAUCAUUAUUUAUCCUUCACCAUUGUGUUAUUUGUUGGGAUGACGUUGAUUCAGAUUUUACUCGAUCAUACGAACGUGAUUCUUUAUGGUACUUACGGUCCUACCCUCGCAGCAAUAAUUUUUUUCCUAUACCUUUGUCAUUUACGUUCGAACCAUGAAGACGUCACUUUACCAUCGGCAUCAACCCAUGUUGAGGAUGAACCUUCGGGUCCUGAAUCAAUCGUCAGUAAAUCGUUCUAUUUGCGAUUGAUUAUAUUCAGUGUUACCACAGUCUUGGUGUCAUUAUGCUCCGUCGUCACAUUAAUUAGUCACGAUGAAGAUCCAGCCAAUUCGAACGGUUAUAUUUUGAAAAACGAGACUGCUAUCGAUAUGAAUGUCAAUACGAGUGAAAUCGUUAAUGCGACAAGGUUACCAAAUUAUACAGAUAAAUUCGCCCAGUUUUACAAGUACUAUCAGUACAGCUCAAUUAUCACUUUGGCCGUUAUGUCGGUCUUUUUAAGAAUAAGUUUCAUAGUGAAGUUUUGCUUCAUGGUGAUCUCAGCCAGUGUACAUGUGCUGAUUUACAUUAAUCGAUAUAAAAUGCCUACCGAUGCCAUUUACUAUACAUCUUACUACGAACCUUUCGCAGAGUUACCGUGGGAAUUGAGGCUACUGUUGCCGAUCGUUGUGAUAAUAGUGCUUUUGCACGUAUUAGAUCGUCAGAUCGAAUUCACUGCCAGGACCGAUUUCUUGUGGCAACAGAAACUGAAAGUCGAGCAAGAAGAAGUCGAAACGAUGAGAGGCAUAAAUAAAAUCCUGCUGGAGAAUAUACUACCGGCUCAUGUGGCCGAACGCUUUUUACAAGAACGUAAAACCCAAGAACUAUAUCACGAACGUUAUAGUUGUAUAGCAGUGAUGUUCGCUUCGAUACCCAAUUACAAAGAAUUUUAUGAUGAAAAUGACGUCAAUAAGCAAGGAUUGGAAUGCUUGAGGCUGUUAAAUGAAAUUAUUUGUGAUUUUGAUAAGUUAUUACUGAAACCAAAAUUUAGUUCAAUUGAGAAAAUUAAAACCAUUGGUAGCACGUAUAUGUUGGCUUCUGGUUUACGACCUGGAAAAGAAGACGCCGGGGAAGAGAACAAACAACAAGAACACAGUAUCGUUGUUUUGGUAGAAUUUGCCAUCGCCUUGAUGACCAUUUUAGAUCAAAUAAAUAGAGAAUCGUUUCAAAGAUUCAAAUUAAGGAUAGGUAUCAAUCACGGACCUGUGAUUGCUGGAGUCGUCGGUGCUCAAAAACCUCAGUACGAUAUUUGGGGUAACACGGUGAACGUCGCUUCAAGAAUGGAUAGCUGUGGGAAGAUGGGUCGAAUACAGGUAACUGAAGACACUGCUAAAAUUUUAAUGGCUGCGGGUUACACGUGCGAAUGCCGGGGACCAACUUUCGUCAAAGGCAAAGGCACCCUGGUGACGUAUUUCGUCAAAACACCAUUUGAUGAUAAGUAAAUCGCCAUCAUGGGUUCCUGUUGGGUAACCCAAUACACCACUAUUCGUAAUUGUGGGUUUUCUAGUCAUUUUUCAAUGUGCAUUUGUGUAUAUAAAAUAAUACUACGUCGUCGUUGUGAAUUUACUCAUCGUAUGUUUACUAUUUGUGAUUUAUGAUUAUGAGAUGCGAAGUCGCACCUGCGGAUUACAUUUCGUACGGUUGCAGUGCUCAUAAUUUUAUAUUUUAAAUUUUUUUGUUUUUUUGAAUUAGUCGUAGUUUUAACUGUAACCGAAAUAAAUUCGAUUUUAUCAUAA
Molecule: messenger RNA, 4040 nt
Organism: Planococcus citri (citrus mealybug)
Lineage: Eukaryota; Metazoa; Arthropoda; Insecta; Hemiptera; Pseudococcidae
Gene: Adcy2
Product: adenylate cyclase type 2 Ac76E
Exons: 22
Coding region: 603-3746 (1047 amino acids)
Biological process (GO): adenylate cyclase-activating G protein-coupled receptor signaling pathway; adenylate cyclase-inhibiting G protein-coupled receptor signaling pathway; intracellular signal transduction
Cellular component (GO): plasma membrane
Molecular function (GO): adenylate cyclase activity
Source: RefSeq, a predicted model, not a curated record